AUCUUUCUCCCUCUUUUCCCUUUUGGUCUCGGAUUCUUUUUUCUCUCUCUCUCUUGGCUGUGGCGAUGCAGAUUAGGUUUGUAGCAGAUCCGAACAGAUAACGCGAUAACCAGAAUCUAAGCUAUCUGCCUGUCUCCGCUUAAUAUGAAGGUAGAGAAGGUUGGAAACCCUCUCUCUACCAUUUUUAUCAGGUGGUAUACUGUAGAAGAUGACUCACAUUUUGAAAUUCUUUCCUUCCAUUUCAGUGGACGAUCCCAAUGUGAACUGAUUGAUCAAGGUGCUACCCUGACUUAAUAAUCUCAAUUUGCUUGUUGGUUCUGUUUCCGUACCAAAAUGGGCAAAUGCAAGGGAUGCGGAAAGUUGGGAAGAAUGGUGCUGAGGGAUGUAUCUUCUAGUGCUUAUCAAUUUUCUCUUCUGCUAUCUCCCGUGGUUUCUGUUUGGGAUUGUAUUGUUCGUAAAAGGAGAUAUUCCUUCAGACCUGAGUGGGUGUAGUCGUAGGACAGUUGAUGUUAUAUUACUUUAUAGGUUUAGAAAUUUACAGAGAAUUUUGUUUUCCAUAGAAGAUGGUUACACAACAUUUUACUUGCCCUAGUUGAUCUCUUCAGAAGGGAAGAUUUACAGGAAAGGAUUGGUUAGUUAAAGAAGUUAGUGCCUUACGGAUAAUAUGGCUUGCGCUCAAGUGCCAACUGUUGUUAGUAAUGAAAAAAAGAAACAGUCAAAAUAUGAAUUGGAUCGUCUCAAACAGGCUGAAAAGAAAAAGAGGCGCCUGGAGAAAGCACUUGCCACUUCUGCUGCCAUUCGGGCAGAGCUAGAAAAGAAGAAACAGAACCAGAAAGAAGAGGAGCAGAAGCCUGAUGAUGGAGGUGCAAAGAAAGAAGAGCAGCAGAGACUUGAUGGUGGAGGUGCUGCAAUAGCUGAAGAAAGCCUUGUGGAUAAUAUGGCUUACGCUCAAGUGCCAACUGUUGUUAGCAAAGAAAAGAAGAAGCAGGCAAAAUAUGAGCUGGAUCGUCUCAAACAGGCUGAAAAGAAAAAGAGGCGCCUGGAGAAAGCACUUGCGACUUCAGCUGCCAUUCGCUCAGAACUAGAAAAGAAGAAACAGAAAAAGAAAGAAGAGCAGCAGAGGCUUGAUGAAGAAGGUGCUGCAAUAGCUGAGGCAGUAGCUCUACAUGUCCUUGCUGAAGAUACUGACGAUUCAUGUGAGAUUGGGCUGAAAAGGGAUGAAGCGUUCAACCCAUGGGGUCAUAAAACUAAUAAUGGCCUGUUCAAGGAAGGAUGGAGAACAGGCCUUCCACAUCAGGGUUUUAUGAAGCCUUCCCUUGAAGGGUUGGGUUGGAUGCCCGAUGCCUGUGGGUCUGGAUUCAAGUGGAAUGAUUGGGGGAUGAGUGGCUGGUCAUUGUCACCUGGGGUUUUUGGAAGAGAUCUCCAUUCACCAUAUAUUGAUGAGAAAGGUCGAGCUCGAUCCAUGACUGAGACAUCAGCAGGACUUAUUGCAGCACAGGCGGUUUCAUCACUUCAAAUUGCAGAAGAUGCACAUGCAGAUGCAAUCGUUAUAAAUGGAAUGCUAGGGGGUAAGUUAAAGAAAUUUUAGUCACCAGGACUGGACUCUGUAAGGAGGUUUGAUCAUGAUAGUUCAUCAGCAACAACUUGUAUAUAUUUUUCGUGAAUGUACUGUUCUUAUUUGUUGGAUAACCCCCCUGCUUCCUCAGUGUGAAACAUCGUUGCAGUCUCAUGUUCAUACCGUAUGUACUUACUCCUUGGCGUUAAUGAAAAAAGGUCUGCUUUCAACUUACUUUUUAA
Messenger RNA from Nelumbo nucifera (sacred lotus), 1797 nucleotides. RefSeq lists its product as uncharacterized. The record is from RefSeq and is a predicted model, not a curated record. NCBI's taxonomy places the organism in Eukaryota, Viridiplantae, Streptophyta, Magnoliopsida, Proteales, Nelumbonaceae.